AAAUGGCCCAGCUGAAUAGCUAUGACAGCCCAGACACUCCUGAGACAGAUGAUUCAGUUGAGAGCCGUGGGGCCUCUGUCCAGUCAAAGAAAACUCCAUCUGAAGAAGAGUUUGAAACCAUUAAACUAAUUAGUAAUGGUGCUUAUGGAGCGGUGUAUUUGGUGCGACACAAGACCACCCGUCAACGUUUUGCCAUGAAGAAGAUCAACAAACAGAACCUAAUUUUGAGAAACCAGAUCCAGCAGGCCUUUGUGGAGAGAGAUAUCUUGACGUUUGCUGAGAACCCCUUUGUGGUCAGCAUGUUCUGCUCCUUUGAGACCAAGCGCCACCUGUGCAUGGUUAUGGAGUAUGUGGAAGGAGGUGAUUGUGCUACACUACUCAAGAACAUUGGUGCCCUACCUGUUGAUAUGGCAAGGAUGUAUUUUGCUGAGACUGUUCUGGCAUUGGAGUACCUACAUAAUUAUGGGAUUGUUCAUCGUGACCUAAAACCUGAUAAUCUCCUGAUAACUUCCAUGGGUCACAUUAAGCUAACAGACUUUGGACUGUCUAAAAUUGGGUUAAUGAGUCUUACAACUAAUCUUUAUGAGGGACACAUUGAGAAAGAUACCAGGGAAUUCCUGGACAAGCAGGUCUGUGGGACUCCAGAAUACAUAGCACCAGAAGUGAUCCUGCGCCAGGGCUAUGGGAAGCCCGUGGACUGGUGGGCCAUGGGAAUUAUCCUGUACGAGUUUCUAGUUGGCUGUGUUCCUUUCUUUGGGGACACACCCGAAGAGCUGUUUGGACAAGUGAUCAGUGAUGAAAUUGCCUGGCCAGAAGGUGAUGAUGCACUGCCACCGGAUGCCCAGGACCUCAUUUCUAAGCUUCUCCGCCAAAAUCCUCUGGAAAGAAUGGGAACAGGUAGUGCCUUUGAAGUGAAACAGCAUCGGUUCUUUAAAGAUCUGGACUGGAAUGGAUUACUUCGGCAGAAAGCUGAAUUCAUCCCACAGUUGGAAUCUGAGGAUGACACAAGCUAUUUUGACACACGUUCAGAACGGUACCAACACCUGGAUUCGGAAGAAGAGGAGGACACUAAUGAUGAUGAUCAUGUGGAAAUUCGGCAAUUUUCCUCUUGCUCGCCAAGGUUCAGCAAGGUGUAUAGCAGCAUGGAACGUCUUUCCAUCCAUGAAGAGAGGAAGACUCCACCACCAACUAAGCGGAGUCUGAGCGAAGAAAAAGAUGACCGACUGGACAGCCUUGGCAGCUUGAAGAGUCGAGACCGCAGCUGGGUGAUUGGGUCUCCUGAAAU
Molecule: messenger RNA, 1285 nt
Organism: Leptosomus discolor (cuckoo roller)
Lineage: Eukaryota; Metazoa; Chordata; Aves; Leptosomiformes; Leptosomidae
Source: RefSeq, a predicted model, not a curated record